This is a messenger RNA of Dermacentor silvarum, 8511 nucleotides long. RefSeq names its product fasciculation and elongation protein zeta-2 (gene Unc-76). Lineage: Eukaryota; Metazoa; Arthropoda; Arachnida; Ixodida; Ixodidae. Bases 333 to 1595 code for a protein of 420 amino acids. The transcript has 10 exons. The record is from RefSeq and is a predicted model, not a curated record. Gene Ontology annotation, cellular component: axon; cytoplasm.
CUGACCACUGAGGGGACGGACACAUAGACCGUUGCUCGCGACUGCGCAUAGCCCAGCGCAGGUCGUCCUUGGACAGGGACCGUUCUUGACUUUGACUUCGGUUGGCCUUCCACGGGGCUUCAGUCAUACUCGUCUUCUGCUGGACCAGACCUCUAUGUCGCUUAUGCGGUUCAGCCGAAGUUUGCUGUUGUCUCAGAAGUCUAUUGGUUUCAAACGACUUGCAUUUCGUCCUAAACACCAGGGUUGUUUGUGACUGAGCCGAUUACUACGGCGAAUUGAGGAAGUACAUAUACUCCUGCUUCGAAGUUUCAUCUGCGAAUGGGCCGGCCAAGAUGCCUGGGAGGGUAGACAAGUCCAGGCGCUGGUGCGAGGCCACGGCGCUGUCACGGAAAGGAACCGCUAAGAGAGCGUCGUCUGCUGCCGCAUCUCGCGAGGCACCGUCGCCAGCGAGACGACACGAGAGCGGCACCAUGAGAGAUGUCAAGAUGGCGGAACUGAAGGUGGAGGCGCCGCUAGCGCGCACCGAAGAGUGGUCAGACUUCAGCGAUUUCCAGAGCUCCGAGGACGUGGAGAACUCGAACGCGUCGACCAAAUCGACGCCCACCACCGACAGUAGUAGCGGCGGCGGCAACAACGGCGUGGCAGCCAACGACAACUCCUUCGCGGACUGCAACUUCAGCGAGACGUUCUCCAACUCGCUCGAGGAUCUGGUGAACACCUUCGACGACAAGAUCACAAAGUGCUUCUGCGACUACGACGAGAACGUGGAGAAGCUAGCGCCCGUGCAAAUCCGAACGCAGGAGGAGAUUUUGAACGAGUGUCAGACUUGGUGGACGAUCACUGGCAACUUUGGCAACAUCCUGCCCAUCGACUGGUCCAAGUCUUACGCCAGGAAACUGCAGCUGCCAGCGCUCAACCUCAAUGAACGAGCGAAAUCGGAGCGUCUGGAUGGUGGACUUGACAAUGGCUCGGACGAUGAAGAAGAGCUGGCCAAGGACCUGGACCUUCACGCACUCAUCCUCUCCAGUCUACAGCAGGAGCCUAUCUUCACAGCCGAGCAGGUGCUUGAGGAGAUUGACGAGAUCAUGCAGGAAAACGGCCCUUCCGAAGGGGUUCCAUCGCCGGACGGCUCCCCGGAGAAGACGGCCAACGAUGCCAUGACCAAACAUGCCAUCUCGUCACUCGUCUAUGGGGAAAGGCUCAAGACGCUCUCGACGGCUGAGCUGAACGAGGUGCUAGUGGAGCUGGAGCGGCUGAUCCGCGAGCACUCGGAGACGCUCAUCCAGGAGCUGGCACUGCGGGACGAGCUCGAGUUUGAGAAGGAACUCAAGAACACCUUCAUCUCUUUGCUGCUCAGUGUGCAGAACAAGCGUCGGCACUUCCACAUCGACCGGCGCAAGGGGCGCCCGGCCAACCACGGUGUGCCCGAACCCAAGUAUCUCACCACGGUGAUCCCUUACAACGUUGACAAGGGCCCUCCAAACAACGCCUCCUUACAGAUCCUCAUCAAAAUUCUCCGCGCCAUCAAUGAUGACAGCCCCACAGUGCCGACGCUCUUGACAGAUUACAUCCUGAAAGUUUUAUGUCCAACGUAAAGAGAGGAGUCGCCGAGAAGCAACGCUUGCCCCGGAUCAUUUUUGCGGCCUACUCUGGCGCCGACCUCGGCCCUCGGCUCUCGACCCAUGCAUCGCGAGACUGGCGUCCAAGGCUAGCCGGAGGUUGAAGUCUGCGAACCGCUUGCGCCACAGAAUCCUGGGGAGUCUGGUUGCUAGGGCUACACCGUUGUUCUCUUUGUUCUCACUUUGUCUCGUGUGAGACGUAUUUAUUAUGAGAAGUGCGCUGGGCUCGCUCGUGAGAAAGAUCUUUUUUUUAUUGCUUCAUGAAAACGAAUGUGAGACUGUUUGGAGACUCUUUGCUUUCCACAACUGUCAAAGUUGUAUGAACGACAUGUCAUCGCAAUGUUAAAAUCUGUGUCUCGUAGUCUCCUUGAGUUUUUGCAUAUCUAAGUAAUAGAAACCACAAAUUCAGGAUGAAUUUUUUUUUCAUUGGCAGUACCGCGCUUAUGACAGUGACUAACUUUAAAAGGAAAGAAGGUGCAUACCCUUGUGCUGACCAUAGCCAGUGGUUAUUCUUGUGAUAAGUUGCUAGCCUGGACUUCUAUGUUUAUUUCUUUUGUUUAAAAAGUAAUUUUAGAAAAUCGCCUGUAGCAGAUAAGAUUUUGCACCUUUUCAGUUCGAUUCGGGUGAAGUCACAUCUGCUAAACAGAAAGACUUGCACACGUACGCAUGUUCCUUAUUACAUUUUAUGUGCAGCAUCUAGGCUUGACAACCAUGCCUCCUCAACUGUCACUCUCUAAGCGGCAUUUUGCCAAUGCUUCAUGGCACAGGGUCUCCAGACAGUUGUCGAAGAACUAUCACUGCUGCCACCCAAGUGAUGCUUUUACUUAUUGGAGCAUUGUUUCAGACUUGGAGCAAGGCAGCAACAAUCUGCGUCACCAAACCGUGUGGCUCCUAAUUGUGGUUGCAUUUCGUGCGUGCCAGAUACAGGCUUAGCCCCUCGGUGCAGCAGCUCUCACCCAUGCCAUAGUCACUCGAGCCGUUGGACUUAGGUUUGCGCUUACUUUCAAGUGUCUUUCAUGCUUGAGCUUGUUUUAGAGCUUGCACUUGUUUUUCAAUGUGUGCAGAGAGACAGCUAUACGAUGUUUAUUAUAUAUAGUUUAUUUAAAGUGUACAAAUACAGGGGCCAUGUUGUGGAACGAUCAUUCCUGGGAGCAUCAUUGCCUGCUCGUGCCACUUUCUUGAGACAUCAGAAGAACUUGAUGUUAUGCUUAACAGGAGUGUGUGGACUACUUACCAGCACAGUGUCCUCAUUGCGAAGAAGCUCGCUGCAUUAACAAGGGUCAGUGAACCGAAGAAUCUUUCGCAGUUGCCAAACGACUUUUCUCUGAACCCCGUGAUUGGUGUGAUUUUGAGCUAAUCAGUGCAAGUAAUACGAGACUUUAAUUAAAAGUGCAUGCACAAAGACGACUGCACAUUAAUUGUGCUUUUGUUGUCUUCAUUAUGUGUUCUCACCAUUUAGUCUUGCCCUAUAUGUGCUCCCGUGUUGGGCCAAGUUGAUGUAAUGUUUUACCACUCACUUGUAUGAGCCAAUUGAUGCCCCUACAGAAUCAUUCUGGCUUCGUUUUUGAAGCUGAGGUAUGAAUUUUAUGCAUUCAGUUGCACGAUUUGAGUCUUCGUCGGGUAUGACAGGAUCACAUGUGGCAGCGGAAACAUGGUGACAUUUUUGGAGUGCUGACCAAUGCACCAGAUAUGUAUGUUGCGUGUAUGUUGAAAGCACUGACAGAAGUGAUCGUUGCACAGCAUCAACCCGGCUGUUUUAUUCAAUCGAUGUUGUAUGUUUUUAACCAGGGUGUUUUUUUCCUAUUGAUGUUUUGUGCAUGUGCACAACUUGAUUAUUUCUGUGACCUGUUUUCUCGGCUUUACCUCGUGUCAUGUUUGUUUCGACGUCAUGAUAGGCUAUGAAAUAUUCACACCUGAUUUUUGUGAGGGCACUGAAACUGAACAACGUUGUUUUAGAAUUUUAUGUUCUACAUGAAUGUUUUCGCCUUUUUAUUCUGGCAUAGGGCACUGAGUAAACAAACUGUUUGAGGAAGCAAAUGAACCCGCUUAUAGAGCUUGGCAGUGUAUACAUCUACGCUGAUUACAGCGAAUGGCUGCAGUUCUUGCAUGGGAUUCCUGCAUUGGAAGAAAAAAGCGUCCAACAUUAUGGUCUUUUGGUAGCUACGUCGAGCUAAAAUUAGCAUCCUCCAUGUCGGACGAAAUAUUGCGUGUCGAGUUUGUGCACAGCAUACUACCUUGUGCACAGCAUAGAUGCUGAUGCUGUUCCAUUCGUAUAAUUUCAGCUAUUGUAAGUUCAGGGUUUGAGAGACAAACUCAGUGGAAUCGUGCAGUUGUAGCCACCUGAAUUUAAAGUUAGUGCAGUGCGCUGGUUUUGAAAUUCUUCACAGGGUAAGAAAUCUCAAGAAUUUUUAGAUUUACUUCUUUUUUAGGCUGAGGACAGUUGUACCCUUCAGUUGGUGUGCAGUUAAAAUUCCGGGAAGGUAGCGAGCCACACUCCUUUGUCAGAAAGGCAGCUUGUGUAUCUUAGAUUGUCAGGACAUUGCUGCACUCGCCAGCAGUUAGUCUGCUUCAAUUGCGAUGUAGGCUUGAAACCUUGUACAUAAGGUCAUAGCCACGUGGUGUGUGCGAAAUAGGCACCAGUAAUGGCCUCAUAGAUGGCUUCAAGAUCUCUCCAACUGGAUGUGUCUACUAAAUGGACCAUGCUUUGUAAAAGUAAAAUCUCUGCUUAGAAUUGACUUUUGGAGUGCGUUCUCAUUAGAAAUGCUUGACUAGAUUUUUGCGGAGGUGUGAUAGCAACAUUCUAGUCUUGCAUUUUGAGCCUCUCAACCAUAAUGCCGCUUUUUAACGAAGCAAGCUUUCAACACAUCUGUGUUUGCAGCUUUUUAUCAUACAGAUCUUCGCAUGCUUCACGGUGAAAUUUAAAAAGUGGAGCGCCCAGAUUGUCUGAUAUUUUUGUUUCUUGAGCAAGUCUUUGUCAGUCAUGUACUCAUUCUAUCACUGGUUUUUUAAGCUUAUAUUUGUUGGGAAAUGUCUGCUUCUUGUUAUGAGGCACUUAGAACAAAUUUACAUUGUAAAAAAAUUGCAAGAACAAAAUUGUUUUGUGUAUAUAAACUUUUUCUUUUCUUUUCCAGUAAAUCCAGGGCUAACCUUGUUUUAAAGAGAAACGAAUGCUCCAAUUACUUAAAAAUUCUUAAGGUUUCAAUAAAAUGUACCACUCGGAUUAACAUGUGCAAUUGUCUUAUGCAAAACGUCCCAAACUGUAAAAGGUAUGACACAGACGUGAGGGGAAUAAAACACAGAUGAAGUUUCUUGUUGAAAAGCAUAAGUCAUACGUGACUGUUUAAACGUUUACAACAAUGUGCUUAUGAUAACACAGCUUGUGGAUGUCGUUUAAAAGUGGUAGAAGCUCUUUGGCUUUACUGGCGAUUUUCUGCAUUGAAAGCUGCUUCUGGAAGCCAGCUUUGCUGAAGAGGAUAGCGACUAUCUUCACUUCGAUGCCAGAUUUCUUGAUGCCUCUAAUCUCGCCCACAGUGCAUGAGAAAACUCCGGAGCGUCUUUCUUGUAAAGGCCGUGUAUUCAAACAUGUCUCGUGAUGCGAGCGAAUUGAAGCAGGGAGGGGAUGUUGCGAUGUUCUUGUGUUCUGCUAUUCGUUGUCAAGUGUUCGCUUCCAGAACUGUGCUUACCAGAUAAGUGAGGCACGGCAAAGUUCGUGUGAAUGAAAAAAAAAGAUAAAAGAAAGUAUAUGCGAUUACAGGUUGAAUGUGGAGGGCGCCAAGCUCUUGUUGAUAGACUACUGGUUUGAUGUGCCUCUUGAGCACAUCGUAGCGAUUGGGUCAUGAUACAGCAUGCUAUUACUUGUACAUGUUGCUUUAUUUUCAUGUGUAACACAUGCACCAAAAAUUCCAGAAAUUUAGAUACAACGCAGACACGCAGUUAAACAGCAUGUUCGCAGAUUAGUGUUCGCACAUGCUCUUUAUUUUUUUCUCUUCUCACUGAAAAUUUAGUGGAUUGUUUUUUCUCUAAAAUGCACUAAUUUUUUCUUGAAACGUUUAAAACAACCUCUACAUUUAGUUCUUGCUGCAGCUAAACCUUGCAGCACAGGACCUUCAGCACACCCUUUUCGAAAAGAUUAGCCAUAAUUUCUUGGCAGUUAGUGAAUCCGAGAACUUGGCACCCUUUGUAUUCAUAGUGACAAAGGUUCAUACCAAUAAGGUGACAUACUGAUAAGGUUCCUGCGUGCUUUGCCUGCUAGAGCGAUAGAAACGAUUGUUUUGCGAAUCCGAGUCGCAAGUCGCUGAACUACUUCCUCACGAUUCAAGCAAGUCGCUCUCGCUGUUGCAGCUUUGCGAUCAUGUUGGCGAAGGCACUUUUUGUGAAGCUUUGGCUCAGCUGGCGACGCGAUUACAACGCGCGGCACAUGAGCUUGUACAGCGUAUACCAUGUGCAAUCACUUAGGGAAUUUCUUAAGCAUAAUCUGUCAUUGUUGAGCAGUUCACCUUUACUGAAAGGUUUUUUUUUUUUUUGUUAACAACCAUAGGUUCAUUGUACCAUCAGUGUUCAUCUUUUUUCCACCGCUUGUAGAGUGUCUGCUUAGCCAUGUACCUAUUCUUCGGCACCUUUUGAAGCAUGGUGUUGAUGUUCGCAUCAUCUUCCUCCAAGUCUACAAAACGCUGUGCAUGCGUGUCAUAAAAGUAUAUGUUGUUUCGUGACAUGGUUUUGCAUAUCUAUUUUUUGUACAUAACACUACUCUCGCCAGUUAUACAAGUAUCUAGCGAUGUGCAUGUUGACAUAAAUAUGUGUGCUUAUGUCUCUUCUGGCAUUGCAGUUCCAUGAUCUGUGAAAGGAAAUGCGUAUGGUACAGUUGCUGCGCUCAUUUUGUUUCUGGGUACCAGCUUGGUGUUUGACAAAUCAUGGUAGGCAAAUCUGGGAAGGUAAAAGCAUAAUAACAGGCUGAGUUUCAUUAGAUCUGGCUUAUAUAUUUUUAUGGGACAGUUGUAUCAAAUGAUAAAACAUGCAUCGGUCUAGUUUAGAGUUCUUGCUACACACAUUAUAAAAGCUUGCAAUGGGGCAAGUUGGAUUUUUUUUUCAUAAUGACAAUAUAAGUUCAGCUAAUUUGUAUGUUUGGAUAAGGUGCAAAUACUAUAUGGCAUACAGUGUUGUAUGUUGCACUUCCCAUGUCUUUACAUCCAGUCCGACUUCUCAAGUUAAUGGCAUUUGUAUUGCGUAAUUUUAGUUUGCAAGAUAUCUAGACCUGUGUGGGAAUGAAAUUCUUAUUUAUACUUGGUGGUCUGCAGUGUUGGGUUCAUGAAAAACCUAACAUUUCAUUCCUAAGCUGAAUACAGAUUAAUGCCGAGAUGCAUCUGCAUACAGAGGUGACAGAGCAACACAGUGGGCUCAUUGUUGAUGAUGCGUGAUGACAUUAGCUUCUCAAUGUCAAAAGCUGCUUCUUAAGAGGCUCAAGGGCUAAAUUGUUUGCAUCAUCGCUUUGUUGCCAAAUUAUCACUUUUCAUAUCAUUUAUGACUGGCAGGUCGCAAGCGUUCUCGAACCACUUUCAGUUGCCCAAAUGCUGUGUCCUUUUUCGCAGUUUUUUGAUGCACUUAAGGGCGUGCCCGACUCAGGUUUUUUUCAGUUAUUUUCGUUUGCUUCUGGUGCAGCUGCCAAAAUAGUCUUGUCAUGAAAAUAUUCGCUGCGUGAGUGAGUGAGUGAGCGUGAACGGCUUUGAAUGCACGCCUGUUUGGUGACAGGAUUAUUUCAUCUCCCGAAUCGUUAGUCGUCAGAGGUGCGCUACCUUGUGCAAACCUCAAGCACCGUUUGCAGCAGACAAAGCAAGGGGCUUACAUCUAAAUGAUGUGGUGUGCAGAUCGCCACAGAAACCUUCAUAGGCAGCAAUGAAACCAAACGUAGUUGUAGGUCCGUGUGUUCCCUAUUUGCCCAUGCUUUGCAUCCCGUCUUUGAUUACCACUAAAUUGUGUCGUGUGGUCGACCCGAGCCAGCUAGUCCAGUUGGGUAUGAAGGAUCAGCACUGUAGGAAUUAGCAGUUUACACUAGUGCUAGUUUAUCGAUUAUUUGUUCAUAUUUUUUAAUGUAAAGCUGGUGCAAUAUGCCCUACCUUGAGUGGGACAGAGGAUUGCUCUUGUGUGUGUCCAAAAUAUUGUUUGGGUUCCUGUGUGUCAAAACAUUUUGAGAUCAUGUAAUAGAGUGUUUUGCGAGACUUGAUACGGUUUGGAAGCUGUACAGUUAGGCAGCACUGUGCGUAGAAGCGAAGGGGAAACUCGGACAGCACAUCUUAAUGUGCGGAUGACUUGUACAUUAUUUAUUGCUCCGCAAGUCCUCUUCCUUCUUAGCAACACUUGAAACUGUGUGUACAGCACCCACUGUGAAGUGUGCGCGACUUUGUGAAGUAGUAGUCCAAUCUUCAUUCUUUCGUUCCUUGUGGAUAUUGCGUCUGCUGGGUUGCCUCGGCGAUAUACUGAAAGCUCAUUUGAAGGUCACAAACUUGUAACAGUGUACGAAGUAUAUGAACCGUGCAUGGUUUGUUCCUGCAGCUCGUUCCAAUUGCACUGCUCCAGCACUGCAGAGUAGCUCUGUGUCGUGCCAUCAUUGAUUGCGUACUGCUGCUAAACACGGAGUUGUGGACUUUGGUGAUUUACAUUGUGUUUAUAGUGCCGUGUUCUCUUGCUCGAUAUAUUGCCCUGUACUGCUGCAUGAACUGCGGUGGCUGUGGUUCAUUGAGAGCGAGCGCAGUGAGUGAUUGAGUCAUGCUGAGAAUUUUUUUUCCAUCUUAUGCGUGCAGUUGAGAACUAGGAGAAGACUUGGAUGCCCUUGGAGGUAUUUGUGUGAGCUGGUGGUUCCUUGCGUUGAGAGAUAAAUAAAAGAUCAACUCUAUCUUGA